This is a messenger RNA of Drosophila suzukii, 10721 nucleotides long. The record is from RefSeq and is a predicted model, not a curated record. Lineage: Eukaryota; Metazoa; Arthropoda; Insecta; Diptera; Drosophilidae.
UUGGCAUGACUUGCGCGUCCAUUGCAAAAAAAAUUCCUGCACAGAGUUUUCGCUACAAUUAACUGACUGCGGCAAUCUCGUGAUGUUGGCCGUUAAAAAGGCGAUUAAUGGAAGAGUGUGAUAGAAAUCAGUGUAUAGAUCGUGGAUGAAGUGUUUAAUUGUAACCGCAGUGUCCGAGAUUUCCCAAUAACUGUGCGGCUUUUCAUUGCAUUCGCUUCGGUAUUCGUUUUCCCCGCACCCAAGCCGCAUUUGAGACGCCGCUCGGAAAAUGUCGCUUGAAGGCGCUAGGCUGCGCUACGAAGACGAAAAUGGCGAGACCGUGGUGCUGGCAGCCAAGGGACGCACCUUCCAGGUGGGCUCCUACUACAACUGCGACCUCAUCCUGGAGGGGCCGCAGGAGGAGCGCCUGAUUUGCGAAAUAAACUGUGACGCCUUCGGCAGGGUCAUAAUCUACAACAAGUCCAGCGAGGACCCCAUCCACCUCAACGAUGUGGUCAUCCACGGCAAGCGUCCGCUGCUCCAUGGGGGAAAGAUCACCAUUCGGGACAAAGUCUACACCUGGGAGUUCCCCAAGUCCUCCGAAGCGCAGGAUGCACCGUGCACCCCAGAGCGCCUAUCGCCCAAUGAGCAGGCCUCGAACUCCUGCCCCUCGCUAAAGCAAUCGCAUCGACUGCACACCGAAAAACGCUUGACGGUUCACAAUUUUCACUACAGCAUCAAUUCGGAUGACGAGGGCAAUACUUCUAUAGAGUCGCGCGAUCGUGAGUCCCACUUGGAGGAGGACGCCCUGAAUUCACCUCCACCCAGCGCAGAGACGACAACAUGCGAGACGCCCAAAGUAGAUCUUCUGGAGGCCACGCAGAACAAGGAGAACACCGCAACGCCUCCAGGUAGCCACCAGAAGCUGCUGAGAUUGUGCGCCCUCUCGGACGUGGUCAUCACCUCUUUCUCGCCGCGCGAGACGGGCGUCAAGGUGGAGAAGUCCUUCACAUGUGUGCGCAAACCGGCCCACGCGGCUUCCACUUCGACUUCGGUGACCAUUUCCACGCCCAAGAGUGUGUACAGCACCCCGAAAGGCGGUGUGCUCUCGGAGCUGAACGAAGACAGUUGCAGCCGGGAUCUGAUGGAUUUCGGCACGCCAUCCACUUCGACGAAGGUAAAGCGUGCGUCGUCCAUGUUCUUGAUCGACUUGACCACCCCCUCGAAGCUACGACCAACACCAAGCAAACCCACACCAAAACAGACGCCCAUCAGUGUGGACAGCACGGACGAAUCAUCCGAUGCAUCGCUGGUUAUUGACAUCACCAACUCCGAAACGCCACCCUCACCAGGCCCCUCACAUAGGUACAAAACUCCUCAACGACCGGCUGGCACCGCAGGCGCCACACCUAAGCGAACGCCCCAGUCCCUAAUGAAACGGGCACUGCUGACCAGUACCAAGAAGCAGAUCGCCGCCAACCAGACAGAUAAGACAACUCCUGUGGCCACCACCAAACGGGCAUCACUGUUGGAUGCUCGCCGCCAGUGCCUGACCACUCCGCGUCGUUUGCCAUUCCAUCCGCACAGACGGACACCAGUCCACCGACCCGAGGACCAGCCGAGAGGCAAAGCGCCUAAGACCUCGCCACGGAAGCGGAUAUCGCUGAUGGAAUCUCCCAGGGAAAACAAGGUAUCCCAGCUCAGAAAGUCCUUUGCGGCCGCCAAGCGCAGUCCCGGCGUUGACAAGAGCAACAAGCUGGUGGCCAAGGCACGUCGGUCGCUGAACUCGCCGAAAAGCGGAUCCCCUAUGCCGGGAUCACCCACAUCAUCGCCAUGUCCGAGAAAAACAUUUAAUGCCUCGCAAAUCAAGAGCUCUACUCCGGAGAAACAUGACGACUCAAAGGACGAGUUGAGCCGCACCUUCACUAUCAUGGAUGACACCCAAGGAAAGGAAAAGAGUGCUGCAGGGGCGGUAAUCGAAGCGAUGGCUGCUUUUAUAACAGGAGAAGAUGAGGGUGAUGCAUCUUUCCAGCAGUCUGUAUUCGAGAAGAGCCUCCCGCUCAGUAAAUCAAAGGAACCUGUAUUUAUCAAACAAAAAAUCGGUUCAAUCAGUCCAGCAAUAAAAGGAAAUGAUUUAAAUUCUACAGACGACAAGGUGAAUUCUGAGCCAGAUGUUACAUUCGAGGGGAAUAUAAAUAAACUAGAACCUUGUGCCGAAACAGACUUAGAAACUGUUAAAGAUCAGGAAGAGACUAAAAAUCUAUCGAAUACAAGUCUUCAAGACAAUAAACAAAGUGAAACUGUGAGCUUUCCUGUCAAUGAAAAAAGUGAGGACCCGAUUAUCGAGGAUAGCAUUUGUGAGGAGGUCCAUGCGAAUAUUCCAAGGAAAGCGAUAAUGAAACGGCGAGACAAAACAAAGAUGAAUGAACAAACACCAAAUGUAGAUACCCCCGUACUUCGAAGGAGUUUGCGCCGCCUCUCUGUUGACCAGAGGACAGUGGCCACAACACCGCGAAGGAGCACUCGCAGAUCAUCGAUGGAAGCUGCCAAAAAGGAGGUGCCGAAGGACAACAAGCGCUCCCGCCGCGCUUCAUGCUCUGCGGUGGAAAGGCAGUGCGAUGUGGGUACUCCACGACGCAAGCGACGACUCACGCAGGAAAUGUCCACACCAACGCGACAGUCGAAGCUUCUGCUGAACACGCCGAAGCGGGAACAUCAAGUGGACGAAUCUGUUGGCGAUAUGGGAGUCAUUUUGGAAGAAGUUGGCCAAGAAGAUGGUGAAAAAGUCUGCUAUGCUGACGACGGAAAUUAUGGCAACGAACUGCCAGACGACGAAGUUGACAAAGUGGAUUACCAUGGCCUGAGGGAUUUGUUAAAAACUCCCAAAAACUGCAGCACCCCCCGCUUCAAAGGACUGAGAGAAAUGAUGCGCACACCGAAGGUUCCUGCAUCACCAAUUUUGGGCAACAUGGCAGAGUUGUUGGAAACAUCUGUUGGUAGCACUCCUCACCCCAAGAGUAGGAACUCGACACUGGCUCGCGCGCAACAAGGAAGACUGGACGGAAUUUUAAAGACGCCCAGCGCCAGGAAUAUAAUGGUGCCAAAUGAGCCAGCUAGUGCGGUAUUGAAGUCUCGUGAGGGUUCCUUGGCGGCGACCACCGAAUACGAUUUGAACAUGACGAAUACCACGUUGCAUCUAGACAAGAUAUUCGACGAUGUCCCCGAAACAACAGGGGCCAACUUGGAGGACACGGAAACCGAGAUAAAUGUGACUGCACUCAGCACGACGACUGGUGUUGAUCCCUUGGGUUCUUCAAAGCAAAACGAAUCCGUAUCAUCAGAGGCACUAAUGAGUAUCUCUCAUAAAGCCCCUGGGGUCACUUCGCUCAAGGAUCCUCUCACCAGCACAACAUACAAGGCUGCCUUGCAGGCCGAUCUUAAUCUAAGCGCAAUUACAGAAACUGGUUCCAGGACGACCUCACCUAACCCGAACGAGAUGAGCGGCAUACAAUUGUUGGACCAGACCUCGGACUCAGUGUUCUCCGAAGCUCUGAUAGUGUCGGGCGUGGAGUCCUGCGACGUUACUGUGGAUGAGACGAGCUUCGGCCGAACUAUCCAACCCACGGAUAAUAUUGAGGAUCGCUCCGAUACAGACUCAAACGUUGGCCUUACCGAGCCUCUGGUAUUUAGUGAUGAUGAGGAGGAGCCAGAGGAAUCGGCAGUCACUCCGAAAAAAUCUACUUGUGUCGAGGAACCAUCUAUUGCCUAUAAGCUUGAGGAAUCUACUGAUUUGCCUGCAGAGUCAACAAGUAAAAAUGAAAAGGAUUCUAUAACAGAAAUAUCUCUGAUAGAAGUGGAGGAUACCACAAUAGAAGGCAGUACAAGUGAAACAAAUCAUCAUGACGACAAAAUUAAGGACGAGAAUUAUCUGCAAAUUAAACUAGAUAUUUCAAAGGAUGAGGAAUCACCAGUUGAAGAAAAUAAUGCCCCUGUGGUCGAAUUAACGAUCAUAGAGUCCGAAAUAUUUCCUCUGGACUCAACUGCAGAUUGUUCGGUCAAUACUGCCAAUGUCCUCAACUCAAGCGCGGAGAAGAUUAUACCUAACGUGGAUCUGAAGCCAGACAAUUUAGACUCGACGAAUCUUGGCGAUGUCGAGGCACCAGAAGUUUCAGCGAAAAAAGUUUCAAAAGAAGGUAUUCCUCAUUUAGACCAAUCAGCCAUCGAUACAUCACCUGCCGAAAAGCGUGAACUUGAAAAGACUUCUGAGGCUGAAACAAAUCAACCACCGAUCGAAACCUCGCCUUCUAAAGAUGUAUCAGAAGAAAGCAAAUCUGAUGUGGUGCCCACUGAUUGUGAAACUGCUCAACCAUCUAUGGAAUUGUCCACUGGAGUAGAAUCUGAUCCACCAGUCAACGAAACAACACCUUCCGAACCACUUAUUGUGGAAAACAAACCCGAUGAGAUCCCCAUUGAUGGAGAAACUGAUCAAGAAGUCAUUAAUACAUCACCAGCCAAUGAACUUCCAGAGGAAACCAAACAGGAUGACCCCAUUGAUGAUAAAAAUAAUCAAAUAGUCAGCGAAACAUCACCUUCCGAAAAACUUUCCGCAGAAAACCAAACAGAUGAUGUGCGCACUGAUGGUGAAUCAGAUCAAAAAGCCAUGGAAAUUAUCGAGGAAGCAAAGUCUGACGAGGUGUCCACCGAGGCAGAAUCCAGUAAGCUUGUAUUCCAAACAUCAUCUUCCGAACUUUUCGAGGAAAACAAACUUAAUGAGGUCCCCACUGAUGGAGAAUCUGAUCAAGAAGUCAUCAAAACAUCACCCGGCGAGGAACUCGAAGAAGAAGCCGAGUCAAAAGAAGUGACCACUGACGCUGAAUCAGAUAAAGGUGUCAUUGAAACAUCACCUUCCGAACAACUUUUCGAGAUGAGCAAACUUGAUGAGGUGCCCAAAGAUGGUGAAGCUGAUCAGGAAGUUAUCGAAACAACUCCUGCGAAAACACUGCCAGAAGAAACCAAACCUGAAGAGCAAACUAAUCAAGAAUUCAUUGAAACCUCACUUUCUGAGGAACUUUUAGAAGAAGCUGAACCCAUUGAUACCAAUCUACUCAACGUGUCGUCGAAACAGUACCUUCCGAAGAAACAGUACAAACGACCGAAGAAGAUAAACCAGAUGCAAAUGAGGUGCCGGCUGAUGGUGAAACUGCCGAGGAACUUCCAGAAGAAGCCAAGCCUAAUGAGAUGUCUACUGAUGCAGAAUCUAAUCAACACUUCAUCGAAACAUCGCCUUCUAAAGAACUCUCCAAGGAAAAUAAAACAGAUGAGGUGCCCCCUUAUGGUGACGCCAAACAGGAAGUUAUCAAAAUAUCCUGCGAAAGAACUUCCAGAAGAAACCAAACCUGAAGAGGCCACUAAUCAAACAGCCAUCGAAACAUCAUCUGCCGACGAACUUUCAAAAGAGGUCAAACCUAACGAGGUGCCUACAACUGACCAACUAGUCAUUGAAUCAUCACUUGCCGAAGAAGUUUCAGAGGAAACCGAACAAGAAAUUGAGCCACAUGCAUUUGAAAGUGCCACAAGCCAAAAUGUUCCUCAAGAUCAUAUAAGUAACCUCGAUUCGGAAGACAUUGGUGAAACGAGCAUAACCAUGGCUGUAGAUGAGGUCUCUGCUAUCGAUAUGGAUCAAUUUGAGGAUCAACAGACUACUCAAGACGAAUCUAUCCAAAGGAGGGGUCCAUCACCACCUACAGACGGCAAAGUUCCUGAGAAAAAUAAAGAUGCGUUUGAAGCGCUGGAAGUAGAUACUUUAACGGAUGCCACCUGUUCUGCUAAUCAAUCUUCUAAGAAAGAGGAACUCGCCAAUGAAAAAUCGUCACGAACGGAUACAAACAAGGAUUUGUCAAGUAUUGCCGCUUCGUUGGAUACAUCCACAAAUGUAAGAUCAUCCGAAAAUCAGAAUAUAUCUGGCCAGGAUUCUCCUAAGGUCUCUCCAGAUGAAGAAGGUAUCAAGUCGGCUCCUCAGGAUGAAGUUUCUGCCUCGAAGGAAUCAUCAGAAGAAGUUAAGGCUGCGGAUAAAGAGGACGCUGGAAAAUUAAAUCAAAACGGUCCUUAUGAUGCUCCACUGGAAGAAAGUCCACAAAUUAAAACACCCGUGACUGAUCAGAAUAAAAAACGAUCUAUUUUGGAGGAAUCAUCUGCUUUCGAUAAAACUGAGGAAGAUUCGACUGCAGAUACAGAAAUAGCUGACGAAUGCCCAUUGCCAAAGUCCUCUGGUCACGAAAUUGACCAUGAGGUUAUUCAGUUGGAUGCAUCGAGCAUUAUAGAGCAAAAUACACUAGAUGAAAGUUCAGUUAUUAAAGAAUCCGGCACUGAUCUUUCCAAAGAUGAUAUCAACUUGGACAUAACGAGGGAAGGCACUACUGUGGAUAAGAAGGAAGCCACGGAGAAUCAAGAUGGGAUUUCAUUUAUUGAAGAUUGCGAGACUCAUCAACCAAAAGAGUCAUCUGCAUUCGACAAAACAAAGGAAGAUAAGGAGCAGGACAAAGACGAAUCUAAGAAGGAAUAUAAUCAAAACGAACUCGACGACGAGGUAAUUCAGUUGGAUGCCUCUAGCAUUGUUGAGCACACACAACUGGAUGAAAGUUCUAUGAUUAAAGGCGCCAUCGCUGAUUAUAUUCAUAAGGACCACAUAAAACAGGCAAAGGAUACGAUUGAAAAAAAAUCAGUAAAAUGUGUGUCUGAAGAGUCAUUAAAUCAAAAUGGAGUUGAAGAUGAGGUGAUUCAGUUGGAUGCCUCGAGCAUUGUUGAACGGUCCAACAUUUUUGAAGAAUCUGUCAGUGAUCAGCCAAGGGAUGUUUCCAUUUUGGCGGAAACAUCGAGUCUCGCCCAAUCAAAACUAACUUUAACAAAGAAUCAAAUGGGAACAGACGACAAACAGACAGAACCGGGUGAGGCUGUUGAAGCGACAAUGGAUACGACAUCUUCCAGUGAUGAAGAAGUUAAGGCAGUGGAACCGGAGAUAACUUCCGAAAUUGUUAAACCUAAUUUGACAGAGAAGUCGGACGCCCAGCUCAAGUUCAUUGAUAGUAAUAUUUCAUUGGAUACUGAAGGCUCUAAAAUUUUAUUGCAAACGAUACCUCCGAACAAGAAAACACCAGAAGAAACUUCACCGGAUGAAGGAAAAUCUAAGCCAGUAAAACGAACGACUAGGAAGGGAUCAGCGUCCACUGAUAAACCAGCAGAAGCUGCCGUAUCUGAAAGACCCAAGAGGAUGGCACGAAAACCGUCAUCUGAUGUUUCGGAAAUAGAAGAACGUGCCCUGGAUAAUAAGUAUGCGGAUGAUGCCCACAUUAAGCUCAGGGGACGAGCCAGAAAACCAUCAGUGGAUGUAGAUGAUGACAAACCAGAAUCCAUCACUGAGAAAAGAAGGGGACGAAAACGUACACCUUCAGUAGAAGAUAUUGAAACCAUGGCACAGAACACAUUGAAGAAUACUGAAGAAGAAGCCCUAAAGGCAGAAGAAGCUCUGCAACCCAUCAUAGAGGAAGAGACGGAGUCUGGAGUUGAGGAAAAGAAAGAGUCAAAGGCAGAGGAGGAUUCUAAUCAGAGGGAGAUCACCACAGAGAAACCUAAGAGACGUGGAAGGAAGGCAUGCAAGGAAACUGAUACUAUAUUGGAACAAGAGAAGCCGGAAGAAGUUCUAGAAGCCAUCAAUGAAGCUAAAGGCGAUGAUUUGAAUUUCCCCAAGCAAGAGGAUCCUGAAGAGCCCGCACCCGCCGUACCUUCAACUUCAUCAAUGGAGGAAAGCAAGCCACUUGAUAAAGAUACAAUCCAGAAAGAGAAAACCGUAGAAAAGCCUAAAAGACGAGGACGAAAGGCUCCUACAAAAGAAACGGAAACCACGUCGGACAAGAAAGAAAAGGCUGAAGAUGUUCUAGAGGCUGUCAAGGAAGAUGGAAUUCAGAAUCGAGAACAUGGGCUUACGUCGGAUGAGGUAAAGGAAACAGAGUCCGAUGUUGAGCAGAAGUUGGAGUCAAAGGACGAGGACAAUACCAACCAGAAGGAGAGCAUCAUAGAAAAACCAAAAAGACGAGGUCGGAAGGCAUCUGCAAAAGAAACGGAAACGUCAUCGGACAAAAUGGAAAAGCGAGAAGAUAUUCCAGAAACAGUUAAAGACGAGACUCCGCAAUUCAUUCAAAAUGUUUCAGAUCAUUCUGAGCAGGCGCCUCAAGAGCAUGUACCCAUUGAGGCUUUAAAUGUAUCCAAGGAAGAACAAGAAACAACGGCUGAGUCUGAACCCAAUCCCCACCCAGCUAAGACAAGUAGGAGGGCACGCAAGGCAUCAGCUGAAGACGUAAGCAGUGUACCAGACAAGAAGCACAAAUCAGAGGACCAAACUAUUGAAAAGCAAGGUGAGGGGUCCAAAGAGUCUGGUAAAACCCGCGAGGAGAAACCAAGGCGGAGGGGACGCAAACUUUCAGCAGAGGUGGUAGAAAACGCCGCUCCUAAUGACACCCAGGAGGUGGUUGCUUCCGUUCAAGAAGGUCAGUUAAGUUCAGACAACCAAAGUAAACCCCAGCCGUCCCGCAAGUCAGCAGAAUUUAAGCCAGCAAGUGCCCAGGAACCAGCUAAGGAUGAUCACGUUGAACGACCCAAGCGUCGGGGCCGCAAGCCUUCUGUGGACAUUGAUCAUGUAGCCCAAGAAGGUAGAAAACCCAAGCGAAGGGGUAGAACGCCAGCAGGGCAUGAUAAACCAAUGAUUGCUGACGAAAAGCCGGACCCGCCAUUGCAGGUUGUUGAGCCAGAGAAAAAGACCAGGCGCAAUGUACGCAAGGCUUCGGCUGAAACUGUUGAGGUCGUUGGGUCCAGCGAGGAUGAGCAUCUUCAGCAGAUCGAAGAGGCAGCCGAGCCGGUUUCAGUACCCGAACCGUCACCAAUUAAGCCACCGCCAAAGGAAGAGGAGGAGCACAAGACCCGGCGUCGCGGUCGCAAGCCCACGGCAGAGACGAUUGAGGUGCCGAUAAAAACGAACUCGGCCGAGGAAUCGGAAGAGAUUCCCACUCACUCACGCAGGCGUGGGCGCAAGGCCACCGAAGAUGAGGCCCUAACAACUAUAGAUCUAACGGAGCGCAAGACAAAGCUUCGUGGACGCAGGGCGUCCUUGGAGCCGGAACACAAGGAGGAAACCCCUUCAGAGUCUCAAACCGUGGACGCGGAACCACCAACAGCGAAGACAACGCAGCGCGGUAGGAAGCCAAGUGCAGAUGUGGAGGCGACACAAGCGGCCGCACCGGAGAAGAAACCACCAGCACGGCGUGUCCGUAAAGCCUCAGCGAGUGUCGAUGAGGGAACGCCAGUCGCAAAGAAGGCGACAACUCGUCGCGGUCGCAAAGACGAGACCCACGAGGACGAGGAAAAGAAGCAGAUCGAUUUACAGGACCUGCCGACGGACAGUGUUUCGGCGCUCGUAGUCACCUCUGGCUCCCCGACAAAGACUGGCGAUGGGGAAGAGCUUACUCCACGGCGCCGAGGCCGCAACCUACCGCGUAAAAACUACGAGGAGCCACCAGACGAUGAUAAACCACACUCCGCACUGCGACGGGCUCGCAAGCCAGCGGCAAGCAAGGCGCUGGCCAACAAGGCUCCAGAGCCGGAUGCAGUUACUGCUACUCCGGUAACCAAACAACCGCCCGUGGAGGUAGAAGCCACUCCCGACAACACGGUGGUCCUGCCAGAGCCCACGACCUCGCAGCGACGGGAGGGACGGAAUCUGCCGCGCAAGAACUACACGGAGGCGCCGGACGACGACAAGCCCACAUCGUCCCGGGGUCGCCGGGUACGCAACCUGACUGCAAAGGCUCUGGAAUUGAUUGUAGAUUCCUCGCCGCGUCCGGCAACUCCAAAGAGGACCAAGGGCAAGGCGGUCGAGGACGAGGAGCCUCCUGCCAAGAAGGCGACUCCUGAGGUGCCACCAGUAACGUCAGCACCGGAAGAAGAGCCUGCGCCCGCGGCUAAGGGGCGUGGCACUCGUCGAAAGAUCGAACACAGCGAAUCGGAGGAUGCGGACGUUAAGCCGGUAAAAAAGACCGCACGGGCCACUGCUCGCAAGGCCAAAGUUGAGGUGGAACCGGAGGAGCAUCCGCCCGUUAAGAAGGCGCGGGGUAGAGCACGUUCCAAAACUCCUUUGGGAGAGCCUCCAGCUACCCAGGAGGAGGAGCCGGUCAAGAAGCCCGCUGCCCGCAGUCGAGCCCGAGGCGCCAAGGCAGCAGAGCCGGAGCAGCCAGUCGAGGAUACCCAAGUCCAGGACGCCGCCUCCACGUCCGCGGCGACAGGGCGAGCUGGACGAGGCAGGAAGGUGCACUUCGAGGCAGCGCCGGAGGUCUCAACAAGUGAGGAUGCACCAAAGCGGGCAACUCGAUCACGCCGGAAGUAAUAUCUAUAUAUUUCAUCUUAAAGCUUGAAUUACUUUGUAUAAUUUUUUGGUUAUUUUUUAAUUCUGCAUUUUUUAACCUACGUUAUUAACUUCUGUAUAAAAAGUUUGCAUUUAUCAAUUAAUCAAGGCACCAUAACAUUUAAGUUCUGUUGUUAAUCCCCCAUUUCGGUGGGAUAUAUUUUGGAUGGCUCCCCUCGCUCAGAAAGAAAACUAACCUUAAUAGAGUUAAGGCAUUAAACAUUAUUAAUACAUAUAGUUUACAUUUUAAGACACUAUCAAACAUCCCCAAAAUAAUAAAGAUUCGAAACGUAAA